Pyrus x bretschneideri (Chinese white pear) is the source of this 744-nucleotide messenger RNA. Its product is annotated as 40S ribosomal protein S16-like. Gene Ontology annotation, cellular component: cytosolic small ribosomal subunit; ribosome. Bases 71 to 508 code for a protein of 145 amino acids. NCBI's taxonomy places the organism in Eukaryota, Viridiplantae, Streptophyta, Magnoliopsida, Rosales, Rosaceae. The transcript is spliced from 2 exons. Gene Ontology annotation, biological process: maturation of SSU-rRNA from tricistronic rRNA transcript (SSU-rRNA, 5.8S rRNA, LSU-rRNA); translation. Gene Ontology annotation, molecular function: RNA binding; structural constituent of ribosome. The record is from RefSeq and is a predicted model, not a curated record.
CCCACACCACCACUUCCUGUAGGUCUAGGGUUUUUCAUUAUUCAAUUCAGAGUACAAUCAAACUCUAGCAAUGUCGACUCUCGCAAUCGAGUCAGUGCAGUGUUUUGGCCGCAAGAAGACCGCUGUCGCCGUCACAUACUGCAAGCGCGGCUGUGGCCUCAUUAAGAUCAACGGCUGCCCAAUCGAGCUCGUCGAGUCCGAGAUCCUCCGCUUCAAGGCCUACGAACCCAUCCUACUCCUCGGACGACAGCGCUUCGCCGGUGUCGACAUGCGCAUCCGCGUCAAGGGAGGCGGUCACACCUCCCAGAUCUACGCCAUCCGCCAGAGCAUCGCCAAAGCUCUCGUCGCUUUUUACCAGAAAUAUGUGGAUGAGCAGAGCAAGAAGGAGAUUAAGGACAUUCUGGUCAGGUAUGACAGGACCCUCCUUGUUGCUGAUCCGAGGCGCUGCGAGCCCAAGAAGUUCGGUGGUCGUGGUGCUCGUGCUAGAUUCCAGAAGUCUUACCGUUGAUUUGGGGCAAAUGGAAAGCGAAAGAUGGACAGGCAAUGCAGUCCCCCAGUUUUCUGUGAUUCAUUAGACUCGCCGUAAGUUUUUCACUUACCAUUAGUUUUUUAUAGAUUUCAUCCAAAUUAAUGUUAAUUCUUAUCAUGUGCACACCAUGGGACUCUCCUUUGCGGACAAAAGCGUCAUUUUGUAAGAUUUUCAGACACAAAAGUUAUAGAAUCACACAUAUUUGCAUAGGCUUA